Triticum aestivum (bread wheat) is the source of this 5144-nucleotide messenger RNA. Its product is annotated as putative disease resistance protein RGA3. Gene Ontology annotation, molecular function: ADP binding. The transcript is spliced from 9 exons. The record is from RefSeq and is a predicted model, not a curated record. NCBI's taxonomy places the organism in Eukaryota, Viridiplantae, Streptophyta, Magnoliopsida, Poales, Poaceae. Bases 53 to 3886 code for a protein of 1277 amino acids.
GACUCACCUCACAAAAGCCCCCCAAAAGUUGAUCCUGCCGGCGCCAAGGACGAUGGAGGCGGCGAUUGGCGCGGCACGUGGGCUCGUUGGCAGGGUAGUGAAUCUGCUGUCCAACGACCUUGUGCAGGCGUAUGUCGCCAGUGCUGAGCUCGGCCUCAACUCCGAGAAGACCAAAGAUGAUCUGAUGCGCACACAAGUGGUGCUGCGGGAGGCCCAGCGUAGAGGCGUGAUCAACAACCCCAGUUUGGAGGAGCUGUUGCACAAGCUCCACACCAAGGUCGGCAAGGCGGAGGACGCGCUGGACGAGCUCCAGUACAUCAUCAUCCAGGACCAGCUCGACGGCACUCAGUACGCUGUGCCGGAUCUGGGCAAUACCCUCUGGGGUCAUGCUCGCCACAUCCGUCAUGCCAUUCACCAUGCCAUCGGUAACUUCAUCCUUCCAUGCUUUUCUUGUUGGCUGCUGCAAGAUGAUGAUCAUGGUGCUGCUGCUAUAAAUCAUCCUCACAAUACCUCCAACCCAGCUAGUGGUAAUGAUGGUUCAGUUACUAAGUUGUCAUUCGACAGAGUGGCCAUGUCCAAGAAAAUCAAACAAGCCAUAGAGGAAAUGCACUCCCUGUGUGACCAAUUCUUGGAGUUGCUAAAAAUAAUCCCAGACCAUAGUAACAGUACUACAACUGUCAACCUAAAACGACCUCUCACAGGAUCAAUCACUGCACAAGAUAAAUUGUAUGGGAGGGAAGACCUGUUUGAGCAAACCAUAAAAGAUCUCAUCACCAAUUGCACAGAUAGCAAUAAAGCUCUUUCAGUUAUGCCUAUAAUUGGUCCAGGGGGUAUUGGAAAAACAACCUUCACCCAACACCUGUACAAAGAUAAAAGGACACGUGAACACUACCCUGCCAGGGCUUGGAUAUGUGUCUCAACUGAUUUUGAUGUGCUUAAGCUCAGUCAGCAGAUCCUUAGCCAAAUUGAAGAAAACAAUGAUGCAUAUCAAACAUCAAGUUUAAACCAGCUCCAGAAUUCCAUUGAAAAGGGGCUCAAGUCUAAAAGGUUUUUGAUUGUCUUUGAUGAUAUAUGGGAAUGCACUACUCAGGAUUGGGAAACCCUGCUAGCUCCUAUGGGAAAGGGCGAAACCACAGGUAACAUGGUUCUCGUCACAACUCGGUUCCCAUCUAAAGUUGAUGAUGUGAAAACAACCGACCCGAUUCUGCUGAAAGGCCUUGAGCUGGAUGAUUUUUUAACAUUCUUCGAAGCAUUAAUAUUUGAAGGACAAAUACCCCACAAUUUGAAAGAACUUGCAAAGGAUAUUGCCAAGAAAUUGAAGGGUUCACCUCUAGCAGCCAAAACAGUUGGUCGGCUAUUGAAGAAUGACCUAUCUAAGAAACAUUGGAUGGCAGUUCUCAAAGAUAAUAGAUGGCAAAAACAAAAAAAUAAUGAUGAUAUUAUGCCAUCUCUAAAGAUUAGCUAUGAUUACCUUCCUUUCCAACUGAAAAAAUGUUUUUCGUGUUUUUCCCUAUUCCCGGAAGACCAUAGGUUUAGCAAUCUAGAGAUUACAUGUUUUUGGAGUGCAUUAGGGAUCAUUGAAAAAGAUGAGAAUUACAUGGAAGAACUUUUGAAAAAUGGUUUUCUCGUGAAGGAGAAUGAUCGUUGGUCAAAUCAACAGUACUAUGUGCUGCAUGAUUUAUUGCACGAACUAGCUCGGAGUGUCUCGUCACAAGAAUGCCUAAAUAUAUAUAGCAAUGGAAGUUUUAGGGCUGAUGAUGUCCCAAAAUCCAUUCGUCAUUUUUCCAUCACCAUGAAAGACAAAUACGUUGAGACUUUUAGGACAGAAAUGACUAAAUUAAAGAGCAAGGUAGACAUCCCAAAUUUGCGUGCUCUAAUGAUUUUUAGAAAAUAUGAGGAACAAAUUGAUGAGAUUAUAGAAGACACUUUCAAGGAAAUAGAGGCCCUUCGUGUUCUUUUUAUCGAAGUCAUGUCCCCAGAAUCUUUACCACAUUACUUUCCAAAACUUAUCCACCUACGAUAUCUAAAAAUUAGUCCAUCGGAAUUUGGUUCAGAAGUGACUUUUCCUAGCACACUGUCAAGAUUUUAUCACUUGCAAUUAUUGGACCUAAGUGAUUGGUAUGAUCAAAGUGUUAAAUUGCCCAAUGACAUUAACCGCCUUACCAAUUUAUGCCAUUUUAUUGCCGAAAGAGAAGUCCAUUCCAAUGUUCCUGAGGUAGGAAAGAUGAAGUAUUUAAAGGAGCUUAAAGAAUUCCAUGUCAAGAAAGAGAGUGUUGGAUUUGAAUUGAGUGAAUUGGGGGAUUUAACAGAGCUUGGAGGAGAACUCAGUAUAUAUAAUAUUGGAAAUGUGGCAACCAAGGAAGAGGCCAUGAAAGCCAAGCUUGUGUCAAAAGGUGAUUUGGAAACGUUGAGGUUGGUUUGGGGAGGAUUGGAUGCAUCGGAACCAUCUGAUGGUGCAUCGGAAUCAUCUCAUGGUGCAUCGGAAUCAUCUGAUGCCCUUGAUGAUCCAACGGUAUCAUCUGAUGCCCUUGAUGGUACACCAGAAUUAUCUGAUGUUCUUGAUGGUCUUGAGCCACACCCUAAUCUUCAAUCACUUGGCAUUGAAAACCAUGGUGGUUCAGUCGGUCCACAUUGGUUGUGUGGUCACAUGAGCAUAAAGAUGCUUGUGUCUCUCCACCUAGAGGGUGUGUCUUGGGCCAUUCUUCCACCUUUUGGGCAGUUAUUGCAUCUCAGAUCACUCAAAUUAAUUAACAUUUCCAGUCUUGUUCAGAUCAAACCAGGGGUUGUUGGGGUCACGGCUAAAAGUUUUACGCAGUUGAAGGAGAUUGUUCUUGAUUCUUUGUCGGAAUUUACCCAGUGGGAUGAGGCGCCUAAUGCCCAUUCAUUUUCAAUGCUUGAAAAAAUUGUUUGCAAAGAAUGCCCCAAUCUCUAUAAAUUGCCAUUCCUGCAGGAUUGCUCUAUGGGCUCUUAUAACCAUCUGUGGAAACUUGAAAUUACUGGUUGCCCAAAGUUGCUUAUGCCCCUCAUGCCUCACACUUCCACACUAACUGACGUUACUGUGGAUACUAGGCGUACUGGGAGAAUGGUGUACGUGAACCAUAAUUUGUAUUUGACAAGGUAUAACAGGGCAUUAGCCUGGCAUAAUAUGGCCGGCAAAGUAGAGAGCAUCACAUUUAAAGCUGGAUCAACAGUCCCAUGGAUAAUCCUACAAAGUUUAACCUCCUUCAAGAAACUUGUAAUUGAAGGAGACUCAAGCAAGCAAUCGUUGGCUUCGCUCUCAUACCUCACGUCUCUCACCAAUUUAAGAAUACAAGAUUGUAAGAAUUUCAAAGUGGGUGGGUUCAAUCUUCUCAUGGCUUCCAACCUCAAGGAUUUGGCGGUCCACAACAUAAUUGAAUAUUACCCUCGCUUUGUAGCCGCGGAUCUUCUCUCGGAAUUGGCGGUGGAAAUAACAAGGAGUAAAAAGUUAUUACCACCUACAGCUGGCGCUUUACUCCAGUUGGUAAGACUUAAUGUGGAUAGCAUCUCGGCUGUGCUUGUUGCUCCAGUUUGUCGCCUACUCGCUGCUACCCUCAAGGAGUUAGUGAUCACGUGUGAUCGAGAGGUGGAGAACCUCACCAAAGAUGAAGAGAAAGCGCUUCAGCUCCUCACCUCACUCCAAGAACUAAGUUUUUGGAGGUGCCAUCGUCUGCGGUCCUUCCCUCAAGGGUUACACGGCCUUCCUUCUCUCAGGAAACUACAAGCCAUCACUUGUCGACGAAUCAGAUCGCUGCCCAAGAAGGGAAUCCCCACUUCUCUGCGGGAGCUAUCAAUAAAUGAUUGCAGUCGCAAGCUACACAAUCAAGCCAAGAAACUAAAUCAAAGAAAUUUGUCUGUAAGCGCCUAGCCCAAGGCUUGCUAGCACAGCUAUGUACUAUGUCAAGCUUUCAAAUUUCGAGCUCUGUGCAAUGUGUACAUAUAUUGUGAAUCCUUUCAGCCUAGGUGGCUACUCUUCCAGAGAUGGCCAUAUAUCCGCAGCUGGAUGAGUUAUGUCCUAUGCAUGCAUGUGCAACAAGUUAGGUUUUUACAAUACAUCGCAGAAGUAAAAUUAAUGAUCAGGCUAGGAAAUUAGGAGGAACAUAAGACCCAGAUUUACGAGUACAAAUUCAAGAGUAUCCAGAGGUUAGGAUGAAGAUGACCAUGGUCAUUGAUUACGGUUCUAAACCUAACUGACAAUUUUUAUAUGUUAAAUUUUGAAGAGCAAGGCGACACCCGAUCAACUACUGUGGAGGCUGCAGUGACUGAAUACUGCUAGGACCAUGUAACACCGGGUCCAACCACCUAUUUUAGUUCAACAGUUUUAUUUCACUUGUAAGCAAGAGGAUAUUCAGUCGGUGUUAUUCGACAUAAAGCUUCUUUUAGAAGAACAACAAUGUGAACCUUGCAACGGCAUCCUGUUCCUUGAGCAGGCUGCUUGUUAAGUGCAUGCGAAAUUGAUCGACGUACCUAAUUAUGAUGAUAAAUCCUGAAUUACUUGAAUCCUUUGUCAGAAGGCUCUUGUAAAACAAUAACUUGUAACUUGUGAGUGUCACACCCGAAGGACUGCAAGUACAUACUUUCUGAACCAUGGGUAGAGGAUGUGCUCCAUUGGUAGACAGCGAUAUGAAUCCAUCAGCUUUCCUUUAUUUCACCACAAAUAGCAGCUAACUUUUGAUAGCCAUCUGCCACUUUUAGGCGCCUCUUUUUGGCUUGCAGUCUACUAUGAAAGGCUGAAGAGAUAAAAAAAAAACAGAAGAGAAUGCCAUUGCAGUCGACAGGAGUUAGACAUUCACCAUGAGGUGAUGAUGCUUUCCUGUUGUUGUAAGCAUCAAUUAUAUCAUGCAGACAUAGAUCACACAUAGAUGCCUUGUGUAUUGUUUCCGUGGCAUGAUUGACAAGUUGUGAACACCUUCCCUAGCCUUAUUGUUGAUUGGAAUGUUUGUGUUUCAUGAUCAAGAUUAACAGCUUGCGUGGAAGGGCAGUUUCUCUUCUGGUUUACUAUUUGUUUCUUACGGUUCAAUUCCAUUGUACCACAAGUCCAACAACCACCAACUACAUCUUGCCUUGGGAGUUUCAGUUCCAGCUUAAUUAGCAGGUUCGCCAGUUCACCGGCGACUCAAAAAGUC